Rosa rugosa (rugosa rose) is the source of this 1677-nucleotide messenger RNA. Its product is annotated as aspartyl protease family protein 2-like. Gene Ontology annotation, molecular function: aspartic-type endopeptidase activity. Bases 71 to 1468 code for a protein of 465 amino acids. NCBI's taxonomy places the organism in Eukaryota, Viridiplantae, Streptophyta, Magnoliopsida, Rosales, Rosaceae. The record is from RefSeq and is a predicted model, not a curated record. The transcript has a single exon. Gene Ontology annotation, biological process: proteolysis.
CCAUUUAUUUAAACCCUCUCUCUCUCCCACUUCUUCUUCCCCAAAAGGCCCAAACCCUCUCUUCACAAAAAUGGAGGAGAAGAAGAAAACCCAUCUCUUCUUUUCCCUCAUCUUCACUCUCCUCCUCUCCUUCUCCGCCGCCGCCCUCCUCGACCACCAGACCCUCCUCCUCUCCCCCCUCCCCUCCGCCCCCACUCUCUCCCAACCCGAAUCCUUCUCCGCAACCUCCGAACCCGACCCGGACUCCCUCUCCCUCCAGCUCCACCACCUCGACGCCCUCUCCUCCAACCAAACCCCCUCCCAGCUCUUCCACCUCCGCCUCCACCGCGACGCCCUCCGCUUCACCUCCCUCACCUCCCUCGCCGCCGCCCGCACCCGCCCCUCCCCCGGCUUCAGCUCCUCCAUCGUCUCCGGCCUCUCCCAGGGCAGCGGCGAGUACUUCACCCGCAUCGGCGUCGGCACUCCCCCCAAAUACAUCUACAUGGUCCUCGACACCGGCUCCGACGUCGUUUGGCUCCAGUGCGCCCCCUGCAAACGCUGCUACGCCCAGACCGACCCGGUUUUCGACCCGAGAAAAUCAUCCACCUCCUCCCCCAUCCCCUGCUCCUCCCCCCUCUGCCGCAAGCUCGACACCCCCGGCUGCAACUCCAAGAAGACCUGCCUCUACCAAGUCUCCUACGGCGACGGCUCCUUCACCGUCGGCGAGUUCUCCACCGAAACCCUGACCUUCCGCCGCACCAAAGUCCCGCGCGUCGCCGUCGGCUGCGGCCACGACAACGAAGGCCUCUUCGUCGGCGCCGCCGGUCUGUUAGGUCUCGGCCGCGGGAAGCUAUCGUUCCCCUCCCAGACCGGUCCCCGGUUCAAGUCCAAAUUCUCCUACUGCCUCGUAGACCGGGCCGCCUCCUCCAAACCCUCCUCCGUCGUUUUCGGCGACUCGGCCGUUUCCCGAACCGCCCGGUUCACUCCUCUCGUCUCCAACCCGAAGCUCGACACGUUCUACUACGUCGAACUCAUCGGUAUCAGCGUCGGCGGGACACGUGUCCCGGGAAUCUCGGCCUCGUUGUUCAAACUCGACCCGGCUGGAAACGGCGGGGUCAUAAUCGACUCGGGCACGUCCGUGACCCGGUUGACCCGAUCCGCUUACAACUCCCUAAGGAAUGCUUUCCGGGCCGGAACCACGACCCUGAAGCGGGCGCCCGAGUUUUCUCUCUUCGACACUUGCUUUGAUCUCUCCGGGAAGACGGAGGUGAAGGUUCCGACGGUGGUGCUGCAUUUCCGAGGCGCCGACGUGUCGUUGCCGGCGACGAACUACUUGAUUCCGGUGGAUAGUAGCGGCACCUUCUGCUUUGCUUUUGCGGGUACGAUGGGCGGGUUGUCCAUAAUUGGGAAUAUCCAGCAGCAAGGGUUUCGGGUGGUUUAUGACUUGGCGGGUUCGCGGGUCGGGUUCGCUCCACGUGGGUGCGCUUAAGUUUUUUGGUAGUUGUGUACUGUGUAGUGGGAAAGAGGAAAGCCUCUUUUGUCUCUGUUUCUAUUUCUUUUUCUUUUUUUUUAGAUAAAAGAUAAAAAAAGGAGAAUACAAGAAAUCUUUCUUGCAUUUAAGGUCUAGGAAUAUUGCGAUGUUGUCUUGUUUAAAAGGUUUUUAGUAAUUUAAACUCCUGCAAGGCUCACUUGUUGUUA